AUGAAUCGAGAGAGAAAAAGAAAGGAACCAACUUUGUUGGAAGAGCUCCAAGAGUUGGAGUUACUGGAUGAAGGAGAGAUGGUCGGCAUCCCAGACUUAGAGAUCGAAGACCUUAUUGAGGAGAACACACUGAGUGUGAUUGUUCGCUGUCUCAACCCUCAUGCCCAUAAAGUCGGAGGCUUGGUGAAAUCUUUACCCCCAAUAUGGGGCAUGGAGGAUAGAGUGAGAGGCAGAGGGGUCGGCGAGCACAGAGUACAAUUCAUCUUUAACUCAGAGAGCGACCUGCAACAUGUGCUCAUCAAAGGACUGUGGUUUGUCAAUGGUUGGAUGGUGUCACUGGACCAGUGGAGUCCAAACCCGGGACCGGAUUUCCUCCAAAGAAUCACCUUCUGGAUAAGAAUAAGAGGCCUUCCAAUUCAUAUGGUGAAGAAGGAGAUAGUGGAGAGUUUGUUAGGGCCAAUGGGAAAGGUUGAUUUGGUGGAGCUGCACGCAAAGAACUCAAACUCACUGGAGUAUGUACGAGCUCAAGUAAGCAUCAAUACGGAGGAGCCCCUCCAAUUCCGAAGAACAGCACGAUUCAGGUCAGGGGCUACUAUACCGACCGAACUGGAGUACGAGAAACUACUGAAAGUCUGUUACACCUACAAGAGGCUAACCCAUGAUCAGUCAAGAUGCCCACUACAGAGCAAUACCUCCCAGGAGUUAGUCAAAGGAGGACAGGCAAAGAGCAAAGAGCAAAACUUAAGACACAAGCUCCUGGAAAAGGAGUUGAAAGCUAAAGAAGUUCUGCAGAAGAGCUCUGGGAAAGGCGUUGUGAUACGCAGUUCUCAAACUGGGGAAAUUCAGAGAGGGGGCAGAAACAAAAGCUCUGAAAAUAGAGAAGAUAAGAGGAAAGGAAAGCGAGUGGCUUCUUCCCCUCAAAUGGUGUGGAAACAGAAAGAUGGCAGAGGAGCUACAAAAACAUCUCGCAGCACUGGAGAAUCUACAGCCAACCAAAUCUCUUCUAGAGAGAAAAACGAGCAGAGGAGCAUUAUGGAGAAGUCAAAAGGUUCUAGAGACCUUGCGGAGUUAAAAGAAGCUGGCUCAGCAUUUAAGAGACUUGGAAGCUCAGAGAAAUCUGGUUCAGGAGGUAGUAGAGGUUGA
Brassica oleracea var. oleracea is the source of this 1143-nucleotide messenger RNA. RefSeq lists its product as uncharacterized. Bases 1 to 1143 code for a protein of 380 amino acids. Lineage: Eukaryota; Viridiplantae; Streptophyta; Magnoliopsida; Brassicales; Brassicaceae. The record is from RefSeq and is a predicted model, not a curated record. The transcript has a single exon.